AUGUCGUUCUGCACAUGGCACGGAAAUCAGAUCUUCUUCUCGUCCUUCGGCGUUGAGGGUUUGGUGAUGGAGAAGCAGCAGCAGUGGCAGUGCUGUGGGAGAUCCAGCGCAGAGUCCAAUGGAGAUCCGACAGGCGCCCUGCUGUUGUCGUGUAAAUUACAGAUCCUCGCUCGAAGGAUGGUGGAACUGUUUGAGGCGGCCAGCAGCAUAUCUUCCGGAUUUGGCCGGAAGGAGACGUGCCGAACUCGGCUGCAACAAGACAUACAGCAGUCUAUGCAGGUGGCCUGCUUUACUUGGACUGGAUCUUCUAUGAAUGGAUUGGGAUGCCGGAGCAGUGAUGCUGAUCUGGUCUUGGUCAUCAAGGGAAAUAAAAGACAUGAUCCUAUUCAUGUACUCUCUGUCCUGCAAAGGUUGUUCAAAUCACUGUCAUAUGUAGAGAGGACUCAGCUGAUCAGAGCCAAAGUGCCGAUCCUCAGGUUCAGAGAGAAGGGCAGUGAUUUGGAGUUUGAUCUGAAUAUCAACAACACAGUGGGCAUCAGAAACACAUUCCUCCUGAGGAGUUAUGCCUUUGCUGAUCUCAGGAUAAGACCCAUGAUCCUUGUUGUCAAGAAAUGGGCACGACACAAUCAAAUCAAUGAUGCCAGCAAAGGAACGUUGAGCAGCUACACACUGGUGCUGAUGGUGCUGCACUACCUCCAGACUCUUAAUGAACCGGUCCUACCCUCUCUACAGAGGGACUAUCCAGAGUGGUUUAAUCCCUUUAUGGACAUUGACAUGGUUCCAGAGGGACCCAAACAUGUCCCCCCCUACAUCUCAAGAAACCAGUCCUCACUGGGAGAGCUGCUUCUGGGCUUUCUCAAAUACUAUGCCACACACUUCAGGUGGGAUAAGCAGGUGAUCUCUGUUCGAGAGGCCAGAGCUUUGCCUAAGAACAAUUCCCAAGAGUGGAGAAACAAAUACAUAUGUGUGGAAGAGCCAUUUGAAAGAAAUAACGUCGCCAGAGCAGUCCAUGAGAAGAUCAAGUUUGAUGCCAUUAAAGCUCAGUUUGCUGAGUCAAGUCGGAUACUACAACAGAGGAAGGACCUGAACUCGAUCCUCCCAGUCAGAGCCAUCAUUACGAAGGAGUCAUCCAGGAGAUAAGGGAUUCCUCUAAUUAGAAGAGCUGACGGGAGUCUUCUACCUCAAGACAGGCCUGUCCCCAGAAACGAAGAGCGACCUUUGGGGUUUGCUGAGAGAGAAGUCUUGCUGCCUCUGCACUUCACAGCCAGAAAGACUGCAGGACUCUGAAUGCUCUGGCUGCAUAGGUAUCAGCCACAUACUGUAUGUCCCGCAGCAGUACGUAUUGAAAAUACUGCACUUACUUUCAAAUGCUUUGCAGACUUUGCCAAUCUUUUGUAAUUAUUUCAACUGAUAAUGAAAAAAGGCAUUAUUUGUGUAGUGACACCAGAGGAAUCUGAAAUUAAAAUCUUAAAGUCACAUAAACUGGUAACAGAGAGAUGCUGCACUGAAGCAGGAUAAUAAUGGUCAGUAUUAUUAGAGAUGGUUAUUGCUGCUCCUUCCCAGGGCAAAUAGCAUUCCUAGUAAGAAGUUAAGUAUACUGACAAAGUAUGAAAAGACAAAAUAAUACCUGUGACCUGCUCAUUUGUGAAGCUGGCCUAAAUGGAAGCAACAGUGUUUAGGUUGGAAAGGUCUCAACCAAGUUGAUGUCGUCUAAUCUGUUUUAGUUAUAUCGAUACUGCACAGAGUCUGCUUUGAAGGUAUCCAUAGGUUUCUGUUUCUGCCACACACACACACA
Morone saxatilis (striped sea-bass) is the source of this 1795-nucleotide messenger RNA. RefSeq names its product terminal nucleotidyltransferase 2 (gene tent2). NCBI's taxonomy places the organism in Eukaryota, Metazoa, Chordata, Actinopteri, Moronidae. Gene Ontology annotation, molecular function: poly(A) RNA polymerase activity. Gene Ontology annotation, cellular component: cytosol. The record is from RefSeq and is a predicted model, not a curated record.